Camarhynchus parvulus is the source of this 4417-nucleotide messenger RNA. It is a transcript of the gene MAPT, whose product is annotated as microtubule associated protein tau. Bases 172 to 1629 code for a protein of 485 amino acids. NCBI's taxonomy places the organism in Eukaryota, Metazoa, Chordata, Aves, Passeriformes, Thraupidae. Gene Ontology annotation, cellular component: neuron projection. Gene Ontology annotation, molecular function: microtubule binding. The record is from RefSeq and is a predicted model, not a curated record. Gene Ontology annotation, biological process: neuron projection development; microtubule cytoskeleton organization. The transcript has 16 exons.
GGCGCGGCGAAGGUUCCGGAGCCCGCGCGCGCCCCCCGCCCCGCCCGCGCCGCCGCCGCCGCCGCUGUCACCGUCACCGCCACCGCUGUCAGCAGCCGGCUCCGGUGCGGACACCCCCGCAGCGGCAGGUACCUUUGCUGAGAGGUGGCAGAGCAGCCUCAGGACACCGCCAUGAUGGAGGAUCACGCACCUGGCCAGGAAAAGCACUUCUCAUCAGGCUAUCCCCUUCAGAUACCAGUCGAUGAUGGAUCGGAUGAGCCUGUUUCUGAAACAUCUGACGCUAAGAGCACCCCAACUACGGAAGAUGCCACAGCACCUUUAGUGGAGGAAGGAGACCACGAGGAUCAGGGUGGUGCGGAACAGCACGGGGAGAUCCCAGAAGGAACCACAGCUGAAGAGGCGGGCGUAGGAGCCACUCCCAACCUGGAGGACCACGCUGCAGGAGAUGCCACUCAAGGUCGUGUUGACAAGGAAGGGACCGAAGCUGAUGAAAAGAAACCCAAGAAAUCCUCACCUUGCCCUGCCAACCCCCCUGGCUCCACUGCAGCCCCUCCGAAAGCACCCAGUGCCCCCAAAGCACCCAGCAGCCCUGCCAGUGCCUCCCAACGAGCCUGUCCUGCCACCCCCCGGCCUGCCAGCACAGGAAUGCAGGAAAACAGAGCCAAGGGCCCGGAGGCGCGGGCUGGCUCCAAGGCGGGCUCGGCGCGCGCGGGGCAGGCGCAGAGGAACUCCACCAACGCCACCCGCAUCCCGGCCAAGACCCCCACGGCCCCCAAGACCCCUCCCAGCUCCGGCAGAAAGGAGCAGAAAAAGCCACCUCCUGCAGCAGCAAAGACUGAGAAAGGUGAGCAGCCCAAGUCUGGAGACAGAAGCGGUUACAGCAGUCCCGGCUCCCCCGGGACUCCAGGCAGCCGUUCCCGCACCCCCUCUCUGCCCACCCCACCAGCCAGGGAGCCCAAGAAGGUGGCAGUGGUUCGCACGCCCCCGAAAUCUCCCGCCUCCGCCAAGACCCGCGUCCCGCCCGCCGCCGCGCCCAUGCCCGACCUGAAAAACGUCAAGUCCAAAAUCGGCUCCACCGACAACCUGAAGCACCAGCCCGGAGGUGGCAAGGUGCAGAUAAUUAAUAAGAAGCUGGACUUUAGCAGCGUUCAAUCCAAGUGUGGCUCAAAGGAUAAUAUCAAACACAUCCCGGGCGGAGGCAGUGUGCAGAUAAUUAAUAAGAAGCUGGACUUUAGCAGCGUUCAAUCCAGGUGUGGCUCAAAGGAUAAUAUCAAACACAUCCCGGGCGGAGGCAGUGUGCAAAUCGUUUACAAGCCAGUCGACCUGAGCCAUGUGACAUCCAAAUGUGGUUCCCUGGGCAACAUCCAUCACAAACCAGGUGGUGGCCAGGUGGAGGUGAAAUCUGAGAAACUGGACUUCAAAGAUAAGGUGCAGUCGAAAAUCGGGUCCCUAGAUAACAUCAGCCACGUCCCUGGAGGAGGCAAUAAAAAGAGAGAGAAAGGCAAGGAAGACAAGACCUGGACCCCGAGCCCAGACCCCGCUGGGCUCCAGGCCCUGGUGCUGGAGCCACUCAGCCCCAUGGAGAGCCAGCCCCCAGCCUUGCACUCGGCUGGGGAGGGCACCUAUUGAGACUCACAAGCUGACCUUCCGCGAGAACGCCAAAGCCAAGACCGACCACGGCGCCGAAAUCGUCUACAAGUCCCCGACCAUCUCCGGAGAUGCCUCCCCGCGCCGCCUUAGCAACGUCUCCUCCACCGGCAGCAUCAACCUGGUGGACUCCCCCCAGCUGGCCACGCUAGCCGACGAGGUGUCCGCCUCGCUGGCCAAGCAGGGCUUGUGAUCGCAGCGCGGCGGCCACCGGGAGAGAAGACAAGGAAAGGAAACGAAAAAGAAAAGAAACAAAAAUAAUAAUCUGGCCUUCUUCCUCUGUUCCUUUUACAGCUGCUUCCCCGUCCCUAACUGGUUAAUGAUUUAACCUGCUUUUACUGUUCAUUCAGCUCUAGCUCCAGGACUUCAAAAUCAGUGACACUAUGAGGUACAAAACCUCCUCUCCCCCUGCUCCUCGGAGCGCACAGCCCGUCCCGUCGCGUCCCCGCGCUCCCCCUGCUCCUGCCCUCGCUGUCCCAGCCCUGCCCGGGGCCCCCGGCGAGGCGGGGAGGGGGCCCGAGGGGCGGCCACAGCACGACGCUGACCCGAGCACCCCGCACCAGCACCGGGCAGCGGGUGGCCCUCCCGGGAAGGGGCUGUGACCUGGCCCAGCUCUGUCCUGCCGCUGGCCGGGCUGGGUGCGCAGCCAGGGCUGCGGGGAGGUGCCCUCCCUCCCUCCUUCCCUCCCCGCGUUAAAUUUGCCUGCUGAUUUGGAAGAAACCUUUUGUUUUUAUUUCCGAAAGCCGAGAUGUGUAUGAAGAUAACGGCCAGGUACCCCCUAACCCGCUCUCAGCUCCGGCAGCUGGAGUCCCGGCGAGGCCGGGUGCCCGCUCCGAGGGGCCCCGGGCGGCCGUUCCCCUCUCCGUGGCUGUGCUGGAACCGCUGAGUGGAUGAGUAGAGGCUUUUCCCCAUUCCUUUGGCAGCCCCUCGUGUCGUAGAGUAGAUUUGUCUGUAUAUGCUUGGACCGUGCCAGGGUGAUUGUUUUCAUAAACGAGCAUGUGUUUGAAAAAUAAAUGCUGUAAGUAGUUUUGAGCUGCCCCGCGCCGGCUCCGGCCGUGCCCAGCCCCGGUGCCGCAGGAGGAGCCCGGCACCGCAUGUCUGCCGGAGGAGGGGCACCCACAGCUCCAGGGCUGGGAUGGCUCCUGGAUUUGGGUGCAGCUUGUGACAUUUUUGGGUUGUUCUUUUUCUUUCCCUGCAAGGUCAGCGAUGGCGGAGGUGGCAGCUCCAUGGCUCUGCUGCGCCGGUGGCAGCGGUGAGACCCCGGCAGGACGCGGGGGAGGCGGCAGCAGCUCCCCCAGCCCGGGGCCUGCGGCUGCUCCCUGGCACUGAAGCCCCUUUGCGGGCGCUCCCCGGUGUGAGUUGGCAGCAUCUCACCCCUCACACAGCACUGACCACCCCAGCACACUCGGGGACAGGAGCCAGUCGAGUUCUUGCUUUGGCUGCUCUUGUUCCUGUGGCUCCCUGCGGAGCACGAGGGUGUCCCGUGGCUGUCCCUGCCUGCCCCUUCCCUCUACAACCAAAGAGGCCGAGAUGCCACCGGAGCAGCUGUGUGUGCCCUGCCCUGUCCUCCUGUCUCCCCCAGGAGCCCCAGCUGAGCUCUGGGGGUUCAGCUGGAGCUGGGAGGGCAGAGGGGGCCCCUGCACCCCCGGGCUGUGCUGCAGGGAAAGCCGUGCUUUCCCAGCAAGGGCUGCAAUCCUGGUCCGACAGGGCUGGCGGCGGGUCAGGGCCCCUGGUUGUCCUUGGGGUGGUGGCUGGGUGCCACCGAGGCUGCCAGAGCAGCUGUUCCUGGGCAGAGCAGCAAUUCCUCCCCGGACAGGACCCGUGGGAGCUGUGAACCCCCUCUCACCCCUGUCCCUCUGCAGGGCUGGGCUGCCACAGGCCUGGCUGUGGAUGGAGAUGGUCUGGGGGGUCCAACCCUUCUGUGUGCAGCCCCAGGAGCUGCUUUAUUGCUGGGGAGAGGCUGGUCCAGCAGCACCAUCAUGUCCAGCUUGUCACUCGCUCCGUUCACUUGACUCCAUGAUUGUAAGACUCUGUGCUCCGUCCCUGACUCUGUAGCGCUGUAGGAGCCGCCGCGCUUUUUGUCCUUUGUAGAACGAGCAAGUUGGGAGAACCCUCAAAGCAUCACCUCCUUACCCCUCUGGGCUGCAGGACGGGAUAGCUGAGCUCGCCCGUCCUGUGCCACCCCUGUCCCCUCCGUGCAGCCCCUGAGGGACACCAGCACCCAGGGUGGGAUGGCCUCGGUGCACCGAGCUCCAGUGAGCAGCCCCUUCCUACUCUGAGUGUCCUCAGCCCCGGCUGUUGUCCCCCCCGGGGGCUGUGGGGUGCCAGGACAGCCCUUUACAGCCACCACGUCACCCGCUGUCCCCUCCAGCAGCCCGAGCCACGUCCCCUGCCCCAACCCUGCCUUCAGACCCAGGCCCGAGGGUCCGGUGAGCAGCCGGACAAAACCUGACCCCCGGCUUUUCCUUUACUCCACACACAUCUUGGGUCUGAAAAGGGUUAAAACCGGCACUGAUUAAAAAAAAAAAAAAAAAAAUUCGUAUUUCUGCACUCCAAAAGAUUCUGCGUGUUAGCCAAGGUCGGUGCCAGCCUGUGUGGUGUUGGCAGCCCCGUGCCCCCCGCGCCGAGCCGGGGAGGGAAGGUUUGAUCUCAGUGUAUCAUUCUAGCUUAGCUUCUGUCUGUGGGUGUCCAUAGUGUAUCGUGUGUUUAACAACUGGUUUACACUGUUGCCGUAAAAGUGAAUUUGGAAAUAAAGUCAUUACUACGAUAA